Molecule: messenger RNA, 2862 nt
Organism: Sporothrix brasiliensis 5110
Lineage: Eukaryota; Fungi; Ascomycota; Sordariomycetes; Ophiostomatales; Ophiostomataceae
Exons: 4
Coding region: 1-2862 (953 amino acids)
Biological process (GO): regulation of cyclin-dependent protein serine/threonine kinase activity
Cellular component (GO): nucleus; cyclin-dependent protein kinase holoenzyme complex
Molecular function (GO): protein kinase binding; cyclin-dependent protein serine/threonine kinase regulator activity
Source: RefSeq, a predicted model, not a curated record
AUGGUGCGCACAUACCCAAACGCGAUGAUUUCUCCUCGCCGACCUUUAACGACGUCUACGGCAUCCAAACAGCAGGCGUCGUCCUACGCUCCGAGCGGUCUUCGCACACCACCGGGCGACGACCACUACGGCGCUAUGGGCAGCCUCACGCAUCACAACCUGCACCUCCAUUCAGCUGGUCUGGCCGACUACGAGGGUCGGCACCAUGUUAGCUCCUCAUCACACGCCGCCGACGCCGACCGCAGACGAGCCAUCCUCAGCGAAGCGCACUCCGCUCUGACUCUCGGCCCAUCACCACCCACAGUGAACGACUACAACAGCGUCGCCCGCUCCGUGAACCACGAGGUCGAAGCGCUCCAGGCCCAGCAGGUCCAGUCACAGCAAACAUACCAUCAGCAGCAGCCAGCAGUUGCCCGUUUUUCCUCGACCUACCUGACACCACCAGACGCGGUUCCAUUGGGCUCUCGGCAAGCUACUAUAGAGAACGAGAUGCUGUCCGACAACGGAGUUCUUAGCCAGCCGACGGCCUCCUUGAACGCCGUCCCCACGACCACAAAUGGCGGCACAGGCACCAGCGCAGGAAACCCGCCGCGACACCAGAAAGCAACAUCCAUCACGGAGAAGGACUCGUUAGCGAUGGUGAUGCACAGCCCGGAGGUGCCCAGGUGCAUCAACCCCCAGGGCGGGAGCAUAUCAGACUUUACUGCAGAGAUGACCUGUUUGUUUUGGUUUGAGACGCCCAGCGUCUUUAUCCAAGCAAGCAAAAUCGACGCGCUGCCCGCUGACGCGUGGAUACCCCGACUGAGCAGUAAUGGCUUCCCUACAGAACCGUUUCGGUCCUGGGUGAACCGCAUGAUCAACACAACACAAGUCACGCAGAAUGUUAUUUUGCUUGCUCUGCUUUUUAUCUACCGUCUUAAAUCGCUCAACGUCAUUGUCCGGGGAAAGCCAGGCAGCGAAUUUCGUCUUCUGACUGUUGCCCUCAUGUUGGGAAACAAGUUUCUCGACGACAACACGUACACGAACAAGACGUGGUCUGAUGUAUCGGGCCUACAUGUGAAGGAAAUCCACGUCAUGGAAGUCGAGUUUCUGAGCAACAUGCGGUACAGCCUGCUCGUCUCCAAAGAUGAGUGGGAGGACUGGAUUGGCAAGCUGGCCAAGUUCCGCAUGUACUAUGAGCGUGCGUCUACGUCGACAACGUCGCCCCCUAGCCUUGCAGUUGCAAGGCCCGCUGCUUCACCGCUGUCGUCACCUGCAUCAUACCAUCAGCAGCCGGUAGCAAGCAACAUGAACUUGUCUCCUACUGCGGGGGCUGGUGCCCUCCAGAUGCCGUCCUACUCGCCGUCGACCCGCCCGAAUUUUGCCGCACCUCCUGUUGCAUUGGGUCAACUCCCGGCCUGGCCUGGCCAACUGCCUACACCACAGGUUGAUCCUUCUAUGAACGGACGGAACGGAAACUCGAAGCGGUCCUUGUCCUUUGAGGACAUUACGGAGCCUCCGCCGAAGCGGUCGUCUCGAUAUGUCUCCCCGGGGUCCACGCUUCCGCCACCAAUUCCUUCACAAGCACGAUCCCAGGCAAGCUCAGGCUUUUCGUCCAUGGCCCCUGUUGCAGAGUUUGAGAGUGUACCUGCAAAUGUCGUUGCGUCAACUGCAGAGUCUCGGCGGUUGCCCGCUCCGCAGCUCACGCUCAACACAGCCGCAGCGCAGAUGCAGCAUCCGGUCCAGCAGCACCUCCAAAACAGCACAAUUGCCAAUUAUCCGCCCACCACAGGCAUGCAAGCUCCUCAGCAGCAGCAUCAGCAGCAUCAGCAGCAUCAGCAGCAUCAGCAGCAUCAGCAGCAGCAGAUGGCUGCACUGUCCCAGGCACAGGCCCCAGUUGCUCUGCCACCUCUUCUUGCACACGGCGUGCGUGCCAUGGCGACUGUAUACCCGCCCAACGCCGGUUCCAGUGGAGUCGCACUUCCGUCUGCUGCACCCUCAACUCAGACGGUCUCGACGACCUUGGCACCCGCAACAGGCCUCGCGUCCCAGCUUUCCAUGCAGCAGCCUACAAGCGGCCCUGUCACAGGCAGUAGCUCGGCUGUGCCAUCAUACCCGCCGCCACAGACGUUCAGUACGCCUACGAAACGGAUGAGCCCGAGCAACGUUCUGACGCCGAACGCUGCGUCCGUGUACGCCGCUGCCACCAACUCUUCGCCGCUGGCCGAGAGCUUCCCCCAUCUUGCCAGCGGUGUGCACACGCCACUUACGCACUCCCCGUCGGUCUAUCUGCAACAGCGUGCGAGCCCGUACCGGCCUAUUCGCAAUGUGCAUAUGCUGCUAAACCCGCCUCCGACGUCGAGCCUGCAGGAUUACCAGACACUGGGCCCGAUUCUGAUUCCGCCCACGCAAAUGUACUACCAGCCACUCGGUCGCCCCAACGACCUGCGGUCGGGUAUUGUCCCCGAGUUCCAGGGCAUGCAGCAGUACGGCGUUGGUCCGAUGCGUCACGGUGCAUCGCUGACGCCGAUCCAUGCUCUCCAGCAGCACCAGCAACAACAGCAGCAGGCGAUGCAGAUGCCGCUGCGCGAUGCACGGGUCAAGCAGGCCCAACAAGCGCAACAGCAGGCCCAACAGGUGCAGCAGAUUCAGCAGCAGCAGCAGCAGCAGCAACUCCAAGCUCAAGCUCAGGUGCAAGCACAAGCACAAGCACAAGCCCAGGCUCAGGCUCAGGCCCAGGCCCAGGCUCAGGCUCAGGCUCAGGCUCAGGCUCAGGCUCAGGCUCAGGCUCAGGCUCAGGCUCAGGCUCAGGCUCAGGCUCAGGCUCAGGCUCAGGCCCAGGCUCGGGCAUAUGCCAACCAGCAGUCUCAAUACAAUAACUAG